Pelobates fuscus (common spadefoot toad) is the source of this 4197-nucleotide messenger RNA. RefSeq names its product semaphorin 3B (gene SEMA3B). The record is from RefSeq and is a predicted model, not a curated record. Lineage: Eukaryota; Metazoa; Chordata; Amphibia; Anura; Pelobatidae. The transcript is spliced from 18 exons. Gene Ontology annotation, molecular function: semaphorin receptor binding; chemorepellent activity. Gene Ontology annotation, cellular component: plasma membrane. Gene Ontology annotation, biological process: semaphorin-plexin signaling pathway; neural crest cell migration; axon guidance. Bases 274 to 2592 code for a protein of 772 amino acids.
UGGACGGAUGUGCAGUUUAGUACCCUGUCUCGUGGAUAAGAAUGACACAUUAAUGAAGUGAUUGUUAACUUUGUCACUGUGGACUCAAGUUCCCAUGAUGCUCAGCCAACCUGGAGGUUACCCUUCACUGCCUUGGAAUAUCCACUAUGCUUCCAAGUACCCAUCUCCUACAUUUAUUCCCUCUUUUUCCCCAAUGUCUCUCUUUCACUUCAGCCCUUGGAUCAGCAUUCACAUUGUGUUGAAUGCUCCCUUGGGAGCACACUAAUUUCUAAGAUGAAACCCCACUGGGGGUAUCUGUGUCUCUGGCCAUUAAUGUGUUGGGUGGUCAGUGGGGACAGCACGAUCACACCGCGCCUGAAACUGUCUUAUCAAGAUCUGGUAACUCGCGAUGGACUUGUGACUUUCACAGUAGAGCGUUCUUGCUGUUUUCAUGCACUCUUACUGGAUGAGGAACGCAGUCGUCUUUUUGUUGGGGGGAAAAAUUAUCUAUUGUCUCUAAGCCUUGACAACAUCUCCAAAAAUAAUUUGACAAUUCAUUGGCCUGCACUCGUGGAUUGGAGGGAAGAGUGUAACUGGGCUGGAAAAGACAUAAAUACUGACUGUAUGAACUAUGUCAAAAUCCUGCAGCCAUAUAAUCGCACCCACCUGUACACAUGCGGCACAGGAGCUUUCCACCCAAUAUGUGGAUUCCUUCACGUGGGACAGCGCUCAGAUGAUUCAAUAUUUAAAUUGGAUACCAGACGAAUAGAAGAUGGGAAGGGACGCUGCCCUUACGACCCUAAACACGCAGCAGCCUCAGUGCUUGUGGGAGAGGAGUUAUACUCAGGCGUUGCUACUGACCUCAUGGGCCGGGAUUUUACCAUUUUCCGAAGCCUGGGAAGACGACCCUCCCUGCGUACAGAGCAGCAUGACUCUCGCUGGCUAAAUGAGCCUAAAUUUGUGAAAGUUUUCUGGAUACCCGAGAGUGAAAAUCCUGAUGAUGAUAAAAUCUACUUCUUCUUUCGGGAGACACCAGUAGAGGGUCUGGGAGGAAUAAAGCAGUCAUAUGCCCGAAUUGGGCAAAUAUGCAGGAAUGACAUGGGCGGUCAGCGGAGCUUGGUGAACAAGUGGACAACAUUUUUGAAGGCACGACUUGUAUGCAGCGUGCCAGGGAAUGAAGCAGGAGGCGACACAUAUUUUGAUGAGCUGAAGGAUGUAUUUUUGUUGCAGACUAGGGACAGGAGGAAUCCACUCAUAUAUGCGCUGUUCUCCACAUCCAGCUCAGUGUUUCGAGGCUCAGCAGUCUGUGUCUACACAAUGAAUGAUGUACGAAGAUCAUUUUUGGGACCUUUUGCUCACAAGGAGGGACCCGGCUACCAGUGGGUGUCUUACUCAGGACGAGUACCCUAUCCUCGUCCAGGGAUGUGCCCUAGUAAGACAUACGGCAAUUUUGAAUCAACCAGGAAUUUCCCAGAUGAUGUCCUCCAGUUUGCUCGAAAUCACCCUCUGAUGCACUCUCCAGUGGUUCCUGGGUCGGGACGGCCUGUCUUUUUGCGCAGCCAUAGUGAGGUCGCUUUCACUAAACUCACAGUCGAUAGAGUAACAGCUACGGAUGGAGAGUACGACGUUAUGUUCAUGGGAACUGAUAAGGGAUCUGUGCUGAAAGUGAUCUCCGUUCCCAAACAGAGUUGGAACCACGUGGAGGUAGUGGUCCUGGAAGAGCUGCAAGUCUUCAAGGACUUGUCUCCUAUAACCAGCAUGCAGAUUUCAUCAAAACGGCAACAACUAUAUGUUGGUUCUGAGAGUGGUAUCUCCCAGGUGCCUUUGCACCGCUGUGCUAUGUAUGGUAAAGCCUGUGCAGAAUGCUGUCUGGCCAGGGAUCCUUACUGCGCAUGGGAUGGAGUCAGCUGUACCCGCUAUCUGCCAAACACAAAGAGGAGAUCUCGGCGCCAGGAUGUCAGGAAUGGGGAUCCUAACACCCUAUGUUCAGGAGAGCAGCAGAGGUUCAGCGUGCAAGAGAAACGGCUUUUUGGGGUUGAAGGAAGCAGUGUGUUCCUUGAGUGCCAACCCAAAUCCCUGAGGGCUCAGGUGACCUGGACACAUCAAAAGGGACCAGACACCCCCAGAAAGGAGGUGCAGUUUGAUGACAGAGUUAUCCAGAUAGAUCGUGGAAUUCUCCUGCGUAGCGUCUUGCGUAGAGAUGGUGGAACCUUCAUAUGCCACUCUUCAGAACAUGGAUUCACUCAGACUCUGCUACGUCUCCAUCUAGAGAUCAUCCCCACCUCUCGUGCCGAGGAAUCAUCAGGGACUCAUCGUCACCAUCCGCAUCGCUGGUAUCAAGACUUCAUGCGCCUUGUUCAACAACCAGGCUCUGCAGAACAGAUGUGCGAGGAGCUAUGGAUACGCAAGGGUCGAGCCUUACACCCACCAGGUCCUCAAGGGUCCCCACAGCUUACAGGCUUACAGGAAUCCAGCAUUCGACCUCUCCCGCCUCUCAGUGUUAAGGCCAAAGCCCAAAAAUGGAAGCACCUAGAGGACAAGAAAAAGGUGCGCAGUCGCCGAACUCACGACGCUCAGAGGGCAGAUCGGGGCCCACGGAGUGCCCCAAGUUAGGAUCCCCAUAUACCUGAAACUUUUUAAACUGUACAGUGUGAGGGGACAGUUAAGGUCUAUCCACUAAAAAGGGUCUGUUUACUAUUUAUCCUGACAGAUACUGGGGGCUCUGAACACACAGGGCACAAAGGAAAUUGAAUGUUUGCAAUUCACUGAUCCAUUAACAUUUUCUGCCAAAAAUCACUAAUGGAGUAUGGCUUGGUUAUCGCCGUACUGAAGAGAACUGCAAUAGAAAUAAGCAAAAACUCUAUGCUGUACAGUGCCACUUCCCCUUCCACCACUUGACUGAAAAGACUUUAUAUUUAUACAUUUCUCCUUUUUACACUCCUUAAAACAAAUUCAAACCUCCAAGGAUCCGCUUCCCACAGACCAACGAUUCGGUUUAUGAAAGUAUGUCGGGAGACAAACUGGGCAAGAUACAAAGUGGCAAACCUAUGACACUGGAGGGCAUCUCUGGACUAUCUCCAAAGAACUGAAGAGUGUGUAGGGCAAUGAAAUAUGACCCAAGGUCCCAGAUUAACACAAGACACUGUAUUUAAUAGGACAUUCUGAAAGUCAAACACACGGUAUCUGAUAAUUGAAGGCUAACCUACUAGUCAGUUCACCUAACUUUAACUGGGCACUGUAAGCUAGGAAAGCUUUCUUUUCCUGUCUUGAGAACCCAUAAUGAACAGGAAUUAUGCACCUUAUUCAUAGAGUUUGCAACAUGAUCAUGUAUAGUGAUAUGUGUACAGAGUGCUCUUUAUUUCUGCACAUGCAUACCUCUUAUUAUAUGCAUAAAUAUUUAUUCACAAAGAUAUGUAUGUUUGGGUAUAGACAGACAGACAAAUACAUUUCUAUACAAGUGUGGAAUGUUCGACUAAUCCACUCAGCUAUGACAAAUAAGAAUAUCUAGCAGAUGAAAACAAAAUUGUAUUUUUGCAUGUACAUCAAAUUGACUCCCCUCCUUCUAUGUAUAUAUACUCUCGCUCUCUAACACACACACACACAUUCCCACCAAGUACCUUAAAUACAUAAUUUGGCUUUCACAUGUCAGUCUACCCACCAAACAGUUUAGCAAUGGCCAAAAGGUAGUCCAAAGUUGCCAAGGCAUCAUGGCUGUUGCAAUUCUUCUACAGCAGGGGUAGACAACCUUCGGCAUCACAGAUGUUUUAUACUACAUAUCCCAUGAUGCUUUUCCAGCAUCACAGCUGUUGGCAGCAUUAUGGGAGAUGCAGCCCACAACAUCAGGAAUGCCAAAGGUUGCCUACCCUUGUUCUACAGCAUGUGUCUUCCUUUUGGUGACCCCCUACUCUAGUGGAGGAGCAGGAAAAAAAUGGACCUAAGAGUUUGUCACCAGCACCUGCCAGGUUAACCAGACUAAUCAGACUCCCAUGAACGAAUUGUCCGUCAGCACAGACAGACAUUAUUUCCGUUAGUGUAAAUAUUGUUUAAGUGUAAAUUAACCCUUUUAUUUGCUGCUAGAUAUUUCUGUGAUAGGCUUAGCCUCUCGCUUGUUCUGUCUUCUUAACUUUGGUGGGGGAAGAAUUUGACAAGGCAGAACUGUAUGGGGAAAAACUGGAAACCUUAAAACCAUAUGUUCUAUUAAAUUAACACAAGUAAAGC